Messenger RNA from Serendipita indica DSM 11827, 1563 nucleotides. The record is from the annotation of a GenBank genome assembly. NCBI's taxonomy places the organism in Eukaryota, Fungi, Basidiomycota, Agaricomycetes, Sebacinales, Serendipitaceae.
AUGCCUGCCGUUCCUUAUAACCCAACACGCGCUCGCGACGCACGCCCAGUAUCUUCAGGGAGUUCUCUCUUCGCAGCUGCCCUCAAGGCUACUGCUACCAUGGGUCUCCUGUCCAUGCUCCCCCUCGCACUCGCAGCGACGACUGGUACCAAUCCGACGCUCAAGUCCUGCCUAAACAACGUCUUUGCCAGUAACAAGGGAGCAGUAUCCUAUCCUACGGACCUCUUCUAUCAAUUAACCGCUGUUAAGCCGUAUAACACCGACAUCAAAGUUACCCCGGCGGCUGUCACGCGUCCAACCACUACUGACGAGGUCUCUCGCGUCGUUCAGUGUGCAGCAGCCGCCGGCCUCAAGGUCCAGCCUCGUAGCGGUGGUCACAGCUAUGGGAAUUAUUGCAUUGGAGGAGAGGAUGGAGCCGUCGUUGUCGACCUCGUAAACUUUCAAAAGUUUUCCAUGGACACCAAUACCUGGUUUGCCACGUUUGGAUCCGGCACUCUCUUGGGUGAUUUGACAGACCGGCUGUUCAAGAAUGGCGGUCGCGCUAUUGCACAUGGGACUUGUCCUCAGGUCGGUUCUGGUGGACAUUUGACCAUUGGUGGCCUUGGUCCCCUUUCAAGGCAAUAUGGCGCCGCUCUUGACCACGUCGAAGAGGUCGAAGUCGUAUUGGCCAAUGGCACAAUUACACGCGCGAGCAACACUCAAAACACGGAUCUCUUCUUCGCAAUGAAAGGAGCUGCCGCCUCCUUUGGAAUCAUCACCGAAUUUGUCGUCCACACCGAGCCUGCACCUGCAGAUACCACCGUCUUUGCCUACCACAUUCAAACCGGAAAGAAGAGCUCGUUUGCCAACACCUUUGCCGCCUGGCAAGACAUCAUUUCGGAUCCCAAUCUGGACCGCAAGUUUUCUACCGAGGUCGUCAUUACUGAGCUGGGCAUGAUCAUCUCCGGAACGUACUUUGGAACAAAGGAGGAGUACAAGGCGCUCAACUUUGAGCAGCGACUGGCACAGAAUGCUACUGUGUCCGUGACUACGCUUGAUAACUGGCUCGGAACUGUCACAAACUGGGCUGAAAACGAGGCGCUGAAGCUCAUUGGUGGUAUCUCGGGUCCAUUCUACUCCAAGAGUCUCAACUUUAAGAAAGAUACCCUCAUUCCUUUCAAUGGUAUCCAAAAUUUGUUCAACUAUCUCGAGACUGCGAACAAGGGGACCCCUGCGUGGUUUGUCAUCUUCGACCUGGAGGGUGGAAAGAUCAACGAUGUUCCUACGGAUCAGACCGCCUACGCUCACCGUGACACUCUUUUCUACGUUCAAACCUAUGCCGUAGGAAUACUCAAACUCUCCGACACAACCAAAAAUUUCAUCAACGGAAUCAACAAAGUCAUCCAAGACGCGAUGCCCAAUGUAAACUUUGGCGCGUAUGCCGGCUACGUCGAUCCACAGUUGCCCAACGCCCAACAAGCAUAUUGGCAAUCCAACUUGCCCCGCCUUGAACAGGUCAAGCGAAAGUACGAUCCGACGGACGUCUUCCACAACCCCCAAAGCGUCCGUCCGGCGUCCUCGUAA